Molecule: messenger RNA, 2025 nt
Organism: Anopheles arabiensis
Lineage: Eukaryota; Metazoa; Arthropoda; Insecta; Diptera; Culicidae
Gene: TTLL12
Product: tubulin--tyrosine ligase-like protein 12
Exons: 1
Coding region: 109-1974 (621 amino acids)
Biological process (GO): protein modification process
Source: RefSeq, a predicted model, not a curated record
GCCGGUUUGUUUACAAGUGUCUGCCAACCGCAUUGCACGUUGCCGGGUUUUGAUUGCUCGCUACUGUAUCGAAAACACUAGAACGCAAGUUACACCGGAAUAGUCACGAUGGACUACGAAGCAUUCGAAGCGGCGCACAAGCCUCAGCUCCAAUCGUCCGGCGUGCCGGAACACUUCUGGCCAGAGCUGUACCGUAAGCUGUCCGAGCAGGCGUUCGAUGCGGGACUAUCCUUCUCCCUGCUCGCGGUGGACUAUGGAGAGGAAACGAGAGCAGCGGAGGAUCCCGUCUGGGCGCUGCAGGUAUCGAAGGAAGGAGGGCUGAAGGCGAACGACCCAACGGAAAUCUAUCUGAUCGACCAUGCCUGGACUUUUCGAACGGAUAACGCACGUCAGCUGCUAAACGCCCAUCCGGAGCUGGUGAGCCGAUUGGCGGUAAUGAUGGGACUGCAGCAGGACGACGAUGUGCCACCAAACGCGUACAUCCCCCGCAUCCUGCAGGACAUGUGGCGCUGGUGCAAUAUGUACUCGCUCAACGCGGAUGGGCUGUCGGUCGAAAACCGUAUGCCGAUUUGGUACGUGAUGGAUGAGGUGGGCAGUGCAAUUCUGCACAGCGAUACGCCGAACUGCCGUGUCGUUCCGUUCAUGCACAUCCCGGAAGGUAUCACGUACAGCUUACUCUUCCCAACGGAGGACAUCGACGAGGGAGAAAACGUGUGUCGAGAUUUCGUCGAAAAUGUACCCUUAGGAUCGAGGGAACGGGACGCACUGCUGCUGCCCUGGCGGUACGACUCGUUCGUGAAGGAAGACUUCUCCCAAUCGGAACCCCCGAAGGAAUACUUUUUGGCCGGUCACAUUGAAGAAUCCCUGCCAGACCCGGACGUUCCGCCACCGCUGAUCGAUGGCAAUAGACCGCUGAAGGUUUACUCACAGUACGAGCUCGUCAACCAAUACCUUACCGAUGCAUCGUACGAGCUUGUAUCCGAUCCGGCCGAGGCGGACAUUCUCUGGAUGACCAGUCACUUCAAGGAGUUUCGCGAGCUGAGCGAAAACAAUCCCAAUAAGUUCGUGAACCAAUUCCCGUUCGAGAACGUGCUGACAAUCAAGGAUCUGUUGAGCAUCGUCUGUCGCCGAGCGGCCAAGAAAUCGGCAGCAUCAUCCGGUGAUGGUGACGGAGAUGAGGUGUCAUUGGCGUCCAACCCUCGCUGGCUGCCGGUAACGUACAACCUAAAGACGGAGCUGGUUCCCUUCGUUGCCUACUAUCAAAACCGGGCACAGCGCGGCCUGGACAACCACUGGAUUGUGAAGCCGUGGAAUUUGGCCCGCACGCUCGAUACGCACAUUACGGACAGUUUGACGCAGAUGAUGCGCCUGCAGCAAACGGGGCCCAAGAUCGCCCAGAAGUACAUCGAGCAUCCGGUGCUGUUUGAGCGGGCGGAGCUCGAGGCCAGCGUCAAGUUCGACGUCCGGUACGUGCUGCUGGUGAAAAGCGUUGACGAGCUGUGCGCCUACGUGUACACCAACUUCUUCCUGCGCUUUGCCAACAAACCCUUCCAGAUGGAUGAUUUCGACGACUACGAGAAGCACUUCACCGUCAUGAACUAUGGCCAGUUCCAGCUGCGGCACAUGAAGUGCGACGAGUUUGUUCAAACCUGGCACACCCAGUACCCGCAGCAUCCCUGGGACCAGAUCGAGACCGACAUUUGCGAAAUGCUGCGGGAGAUGCUGCAGGGUGCCACGAAGGUGGGGCCACCGUGUGGCAUUGGCGCGAGUGCCCAGUCGCGUGCCCUGUAUGCCGUCGAUUUGAUGCUCGAGUGGACGGAGGCGGGCAGCAGAAUUCAGCCGAAACUGCUCGAGGUCAACUUUACGCCCGACUGCCAGCGGGCCUGCGAAUACUAUCCGGAGUUCUACAACGACGUGUUUAACUUGCUGUUCCUGGAUCAGGAAAAUUUGGACGUGUUCAGGCGUAUUGUAUAGAGUUGCGGAAAGAGGCACCGAAAUAAAUGGAUUGUUUUGCGCACGUGAAAA